GAGAAAAUAUCAAAAUAGUAGCGUGAAAGCUUACAGUCUCGAUAUAAGAUCGUUACGUGAACUUUUAUGUCAAGAUGUUAAACAUUGUAUCUAAACUCUAGUAUUUAUUUCUUUCGUUUCUUCGAUUUCAGAUAACAGAAGAGUUCCCGAUAUUCACUGUGCUUUUCCACUGUCAACACUGCAGUGAUCGGUUUGAAUCGAACUAAACGAACUCGAACUCCCACCGCGUCCCCAGAGCACUGCAAGGAUGGGUUUGUUAAGCGAAGGAAGUCCUUUAACGUGGGAUGAAACCAAGGCGCUGGCGCAACACGUUCGCGAGCACGGUAUCGAGCAGUUUAUCAAUCUGUUCGCGCGUCUUAAAGACCGCCAAGGAGACGUGCUGAAAUGGGGUGACGAGGUGGAGUACAUAAUCGUCCGCUUCGAUGAUAAGCAGCGUGCGGUGCAGGUGUCGUUGCGCGCGCAAGAAAUUCUGGCUAAACUGAACGAAAAGGAAGCGGCCGAUCCGCAAGGUGUGAAAUCGUUGUGGCGUCCGGAGUAUGGGGCGUACAUGAUCGAGGGUACGCCCGGCAAACCGUACGGAGGUUUACUGGCUCAUUUUAACGUGGUCGAAGCGAACAUGCGCUACCGCCGUAUGGAGGUAGCUUCCCUGCUGCCGGAAAACGAAGUCGUAAUGUCGAUAACAAGUUUUCCCCGGUUGGGGUCUCCGGCAUUCACGUUCCCAUUCGCUGUGCCCACUCCGGACGAUGAAUCCUGUGCCGCGCGAUCGAACUUUUUCCCGGACGAAGCCAUCUUUCCGGGCCAUCCACGUUUUAAAACGCUCACUCGCAAUAUACGCCAACGACGCGGCGAGAAGGUGUCCAUCAAUUUGCCGAUCUAUCCCGAUCGCGACACGAAAGUGCCGGUCGAGGGAAGCAUACCGUCCCAUCCCAACUUCGUGCAUAUGGACGCGAUGGGUUUCGGUAUGGGUUGUUGCUGUCUGCAGCUUACGUUCCAGGCGUGUAACAUCAGCGAAGCCCGCACGCUGUACGAUCAGCUGACACCGAUGUGUCCUAUAAUGCUAGCGCUUACGGCGGCUAGUCCGGCCUAUCGAGGGUUCUUGACCGAUGUGGAUUGUCGAUGGAACGUGAUUUCGGCCUCGGUCGACUGUCGCACGCGUGAGGAACGUGGCGAGCUGCCGCUAAAGAACGAUCGGUUCCGCAUUUAUAAAUCGCGCUACGAUUCAAUCGAUUCUUACCUAUCACCGGCUGGUGAAAAAUACAACGACGUGCCUUUGGUGCUGGAUGAAACGCUCUACAAACGGCUUCGCGAGGGCGAUAUCGAUCAUCUGCUGGCGCAACACAUCGCCCAUCUAUUCAUACGCGAUUCGGUGUCGCUGUUCAGCGAAAAAGUGCACCAGAACGAUCGCGAGGACACGGAUCACUUCGAAAACAUUCAGUCGACCAACUGGCAAACGAUGCGAUUCAAACCACCGCCACCCAAUUCAUCGAUCGGCUGGCGUGUCGAAUUCCGGCCCUGUGAGGCGCAGCUGACCGAUUUUGAGAAUGCCGCGAUCGUGUGCUUCGUUGUGUUGCUGACGCGCGUCAUCCUUUCGUAUCAGCUCGAUUUCCUGAUCCCCAUCAGUAAGGUGGAUGAAAAUAUGCAAAACUCACAAAAGCGUGGCGCAGUUCUGACCGAGCGGUUUUGGUUCAAGAAAAACAUUACCGCCAUUCCGCGGGCGGGACAAGGUAGCGUUGCGGCGGGUGAGCCACUCCCCGCGGGACAGGCACCGCAACAAAAUGGUACGACCGAUGAACCGGCAAAACCCGAUUCGGCUACGGAUGAGUACGAACUAAUGACGAUUGAUCAGAUUAUUAAUGGAAAGGGAACAUUCCCGGGAUUGGUGCCGCUCAUCAAUAGUUAUCUCGGUUCGAUGGAUGUGGAUGCCGAUACGCACUGUACGAUUCAGCAGUAUCUAAAGCUGAUACAGAAACGGGCAUCCGGUGAACUGAUGACGACUGCAAGCUGGAUCCGGCAGCAAGUAGUGUCGCAUCCCGAAUACAAAAAUGAUUCCGUCAUUAGCGAGGGCAAUUGUUACGAUUUGCUGCGAAAGGCGAAGGACAUCCAAGACGGUGUGCUGGCAUGCCCGGAACUGCUUGGCAACAACAUCAACUCCAAAACGACGGACAACAUUCCGGCUGCCAUCAAGAAGCAUCUUACCAAGCAAUGUUAGUAGUAGCGUACCAAUUUCUGCCGUGAUUCGUUCGGCUAUUUUACUUACAAUACCCCUUACUUAAAAAUCACCUAAAGAUCAACAUGAUGAUGAGCGGUGAGAUUUCGUGCUAGAUUGCGUAGGAAUGGAUAUUGGUGAUGUCUGGCAUCAAACGAAAUGCGGGUACUGCAAUGUUCAAUGUUAAGAAAGUGCGAUGCAAAGGCCUGCCAAUAGAGGGCAGGCAAAGAAUGGUAUUCUUCACAUCCCAUGUAAAUGCAUUUCUUGCCGAAACGGUGGAAAAGUCCUACAAAAGGCAAGCAACGCCCAUUUCGUCGACCCAUCGCGGUUCGUUAUGCUUUUGGGGAAGCGACGCAGUGGGCGUCUACUUCAUUGUUGUACGAUUAUCUUAUUGACUUUUAAUGGAUUGUUUCAAAUGUGCUUAUAUUCGUCACGCGUCGCGUUCGCUUUCGAGCAACAAAACGAAUUCCUUAAAGGAAGUUGUUGUAGUAGAUAGUAUGUGACACACAAGCAGUAGCAGCAGCGCGUAAGUUUUGCGAUAGGUUAUGGUUUGUUAGUUAAGUUUACGUUGCAAUGUUGUUUUAUUGAAUUUUAUUGACAGAGAGACAGCGAGAUAGAGACAGAGAUAGAUAACACAGUUCGCAUAAUUAACUAGCUGUACCAAUCUUUCGACUAUUUGUUUCCGGAUCCUACGAAUGUGAAUGAGAUAAUGUUUUCCUAUUGUUUUGUUUUAAAAAUCCAAAGACUCGACACAAUUUUUCAUGUAUUCUUCAUCAUUUCACAGCAGAUACCGAAGGGUGCGAAAAGGGUAAAACCAAUAAGCAAACUAGACACUCAGUUAUAGACAAAGCGACCUGAAAAAGAACGUGUAUGUUGAAGAUGCGAAUGGAAGUAGAAGGUUAGUAACGACAAGGAAGAAUUCACGUUUAAGCAAGCGCGCACACAAAAAUGUACAUCGAUCCCCUUCAUCCGAAAAACAUCCGGUAUUCCCGGCCGUGCCUGCGUGUAACGAAGGGAAAGGAUGCGGUGUGGUUGACUGAAAUUUUCCAGGACAACACAGCAAAAGCAUGAAGAACAAAUUGUUAUACAGAAAUAUAUAUAUAUAGAUUUAUA
Anopheles moucheti is the source of this 3319-nucleotide messenger RNA. It is a transcript of the gene Gclc, whose product is annotated as glutamate--cysteine ligase. The transcript has 4 exons. Bases 248 to 2209 code for a protein of 653 amino acids. NCBI's taxonomy places the organism in Eukaryota, Metazoa, Arthropoda, Insecta, Diptera, Culicidae. The record is from RefSeq and is a predicted model, not a curated record. Gene Ontology annotation, biological process: glutathione biosynthetic process. Gene Ontology annotation, cellular component: glutamate-cysteine ligase complex. Gene Ontology annotation, molecular function: glutamate-cysteine ligase activity.